AUGUUCCCUUGUGCCAGCUUUCUAGCUCUGGAUUAUGUCUUUGAGAACAGAAACAGUUUGACGGUGAUGAUGGACUUGUUAGCACUCCCCACGCCUUACAUAUCUUACAAGGAUGACCAUUACCCUCACAAUGGCGCCUUGGUGGAGGAUACCUACAGGAAACCGUGGGUCAAAGAUCUGCUCCUACCAGAAGACAUGGUGGCUGCCAAUUUCCUGCCUAGUUUGAAACUUUUGCCAACCCUGAAGAGCAAAGUGUCCCGGCUGAAGACCCUGUUGGUGGCCGACCCGCUAAUAAGCAUGAGCGGAGACUCCGUCAUUGAGGAAACAAUAUUCAGACACUGCGUGCCUUACGAGAGGUCCAGUGAUGAAGCGCACUUAGAAGAUUUCAUCACCGAGGUGUUUACAAAAGAGUCACUGACACCAAACGAGCCUUUGUUAUUACCCGAGCUUCUGGACAAUCACAUGAUGACCGUCAACUACCCCAGAAGUUUCUCCAGUGUUUGUCAUUGUUUGAAUGUGGUCGCUGAAGAGCCUGAGCAACUCCCCGACCUGGAAGCACUUUUUAAAGAUAAAUCAGCAUCAGUGGACAUUUGCCAUUUUCCUUCAGUGGAAUCAACUGGCAAAGAAGACUGGAUGAAGGAUACCCCUCCAGAGUGGGUAACGCUUCCGACCGAGAUGGAGCUGGAGCUGGAGGUGACUCUGACGCCACCAACUGCUGACACCAGUCAUUGCCAUCCCUGUCUGAGCUCACGUGACCUUCAGAGGGAAGAAUUGUCUCCAGUGGGCAUAUCAUCUUUGGUGCCAGCAGAAUCUCAGAAACAGUUGAGGGCGGUGCUUUGGAAGGCCGAAAAGCAUCCAAACUAUGUACUGAGCUUGCUUUUUGCAGAACCUGAAGUAGAAGAAGCAGCCGUUGACUUUGAGCCUCUGAACGAAGCCUUGAAGUCAACCUCCCUAGAGAGUUUGGCUAUAGAAAUGGAGAUGGGAGAAUUCUUUGGUGAUAUGCGGGAGUCCCCGGAGAGGCUGACCACUGACGUUCCUUCUCGCGAGGACUUCAACAACGUGUUAGUGUCAUCCGUACCUCCUCCUUCUAAGCUGGACGCCAACUUCAGAAGCCAGAAAACGGACAAGAGAGGCGUCGUCACAGCAGCCGGACUUCAUCCGGUGCAGCACACCGACCCGGUGACCGCCUUCAUGAUGCUGAGAUCGCAGCAGGCGUCCACUCCCACUGCAGCACCAGAGGAAGAAGAAGAAAGGCUCUCUGUGGUGCGGCUUACUCCUCGGCAGACACGCAAAGCAGACAGGAAGCGCCCCACCAAUUCUCUAUUUGCAGUUGUAGCGUCAGGACACGCCACUAGAGGGCAGAUGACCGCUGCUGCUCAGGAUGCGCCCCAAAGUAGUGUGAUUCAAGUCCAAGCCACCGGCAGCCAGCGUCAGGCCUACCGAGAACUGCAGUCUCUGGCCGGGCCCCGUCUGUCCUCAGCCACAGAGCUGGGCCUCAAUCUCCCGACCUGGAGGGACUUUGAGGGCCUGGCCUCGGACCAAACGCGCUACGUGCUCAAACAAAGAGAAUUGGCGACGCGCAGGGCAACCCCAGCGGCGAGAGGAGAUGAGGAGCCGCUGUUCCACCAGGUGCUUGUUAUCCACACGCUGGUUAGAGCUAAGGAGCUGCUGUUGAAGUGUCACCUGAGCGCUGCCGUGGAUUACCUGAGCAAGGCAGAGGAGACUUGUACGGACACGGGUCUGAUUCGGCUGCUGAGGAGGCUGCACAUCAUUUCACACCUCGGGGGCAGGAACCACGAAUCCGACGUCAAACUGCUGGAGCUGCAGAAGCUGGUGGCGGAGCGGCUGCAUGACAAAAUUCUUAUCAUCGUGUCACAUAACUGUGACCAAAGAAUGUCCACAAUCGUGCAAAGCUUGAAACAACUGACCGCUGUAUGUACAGUUCACCCCGAUAACGACAGCAGAACACUGAACGGUGCUAGAGUUGUUAAAAGUGUUCUGGGCAGCAGGUGUGUACUGGUGUAUGAGCAGCAUCUGGGUCCGGACUUCCCGUGGGACAUUUUUUCUCUGGUGGUGGAGUACGACAGCCCGGGCCCCUCUCCGUGGGCGACCGUCUGCAAGGAAAGGAGAGUGAAGCACCUCACCUUCGACACAGUCCUCCCCAGCGGAGAUGAGCAGGAGAGCGAGGAGAGCUUCGAGGACAAGGUGGCGUACGUGUUGUUGGUGACGGAAUCGCUCCUCGAUCGGCCUCUCCUGCCGCAGAUGCUGAAGUCUACAUUCAACAUAAAGCUACUCGAGAGAAGCCACUGUCCAUCCCUGCAGAUGCUGGGCGGGACCAAUUACUACUCCAUCAUCACGGUGGACGAGAGCACCGCCAUCGUCAUUCAGGAGCAGGAGGAGCUGUGUGAGGAGCGAGCCUGUGAGGCGAUUGUGAUGAGGCUCACCGCUCUGUCGUUGCAGUACAACUACUGUUGGAUCAUACUCCACGACCCGGACAGCAAAGGAGGAGGGUUCUCCAGCGAAGCCUUCAGCAACUUGGUGAUGAUCUACUCGUCAGUAGUGCUUUUCGGCAUGAAGUUGGAGGACCUGGAUGUCAAGGUGCUGAUUGCAUCAGAGGUAGCGGAAGUGGCAGGGUGGGUCAAACAGAUCUGUUUCCUCAGCCUGAUGUCCAGCGCUCGCAAUCCUGUCGACUAUCUUGAGCGAGACUGGCUGGCUGGCACGCCUUCACAGGUGAGCUCCACGUGACCUCUUCCUCAGGAGGAGCUUAUCCUGUUGCACUUUCCCUGCAUCAACCCGCUGGUGGCUCAGCUCAUGCUCAGAAGGGCGCCCUCGUUGCCAUGGCUACUGGCCGCCUCUCUGACGCAGCUGGUGGAGAUGUUGCCAGAGGUGCCACACAAGGUCCUGAAGCUGUUUAGCAACAUCACUUCCCUGUAUGAAGCUCAGCCAGCCCGGUCAGGUCCAAUCCAUUCACUUCCUCCUACUGCUCAAUCUCUUCCUCCACCACCUGAGAUGUCCAUUCCCGCUCCAGAACUAUUUCCUAGCACCAAUCCCAGCUUCCUCUUGGCCCCAGAUGACACAGAGAACAGCUUGUACUCGCAGGGAGAACCUACUUUUUUUACUCACGACCCAAAAUGGCCUGCCGGAAGACCGGAGCUUAGUGGCUUGUCAGGAGCUGAUCUCUGGAAGGGCAAAACCAGCCAGAAAGCGGUGCUAACAGGUAGCAUGGGCCAAAGCAGCGUGGCGGGAAUGAUGAUAGAGAGGGGAAGCGGCGAGUGGUCGCAACAAGGCCCGAGUUUCUUGGACACCACCUUCAGCCUCCUCAGCCCACCUUCAAAGGGCCCAUUGAGGAGAGGUGGUCCGACUGGUACAGGUUCACACACGGGAGGGAGAUCGUCAGUGAUGUAUGGGUCGAGAUGCUGGAUGGGACAAGAGAGGAAGAGAAAUGAAGAUGCGGCAGACUUGCCUCGAAUAGCGCUGACACCUCUGAAAAAAAGCCGGCUGAGCUACGAGAAGGUGCCCGGACGAACAGACGGACAGACCAGACUGAAACUCUUUUAA
Messenger RNA from Syngnathus typhle (broad-nosed pipefish), 3558 nucleotides. Its product is annotated as protein shortage in chiasmata 1 ortholog. Gene Ontology annotation, biological process: resolution of meiotic recombination intermediates. The transcript is spliced from 25 exons. The record is from RefSeq and is a predicted model, not a curated record. NCBI's taxonomy places the organism in Eukaryota, Metazoa, Chordata, Actinopteri, Syngnathiformes, Syngnathidae. Gene Ontology annotation, cellular component: condensed nuclear chromosome. Gene Ontology annotation, molecular function: single-stranded DNA binding; ATP hydrolysis activity.